This is a messenger RNA of Diuraphis noxia (Russian wheat aphid), 3237 nucleotides long. RefSeq lists its product as uncharacterized. Lineage: Eukaryota; Metazoa; Arthropoda; Insecta; Hemiptera; Aphididae. Gene Ontology annotation, molecular function: histone binding. The record is from RefSeq and is a predicted model, not a curated record.
AAUAUUUACCAUUUAAUAUUUUGCCGAUUGUUACUUUUUUGAUCAACAGUUUGUCGAUCUGAGGCCGUGGUCGGUGAAGCCCGAGUCAACCUUUUCCGGUACACAACGUUGCUCAGAUUUGGAGUUUGUAUUAACAUUAAAUAAAUGUACAGUGGGUAUUGGGUUGAAUGAAUACGCGAGUUGUAUGGACUACAGAGGACCAUUUAUAUGAAACCAUUACUAUUCAGUGUGACUGAUUCGUCCAUACUUUUAUUUUAUUUUCAAAAUAAAUUAAUAAAAUCGUUGUUUUCAUCGUUUUCAAUUUAAAACGAAACCGGCUUGCAAUUAUUGUAGAACAUUGCGUUGCUAUUGACUUUUCUACAAUGUCAGAAAUGGAAAUCUCGUCCGGAUUAGAAGACAGCGAACCAGACAUUUCUUAUAACAUGGAUUUAUUUCAACAGAUGAUAAAUUUAUGUCGAAACAAUAAACAGUUUCCACAAUCAUAUAUUGAAGAUAUGAAUAAAAUGUACAAAAAAUGCAAUUAUAAGCAAAAAAGUUCAAAACAUUUAUGUAAUUUAGUACUUAAAGGAAUAGAAUUCAUUUCUCCAAAGAAUAAAAAUUCUUUUCAGUAUGCUGCCAAUGUUUAUAAUGAAUUAUUGCAACUAUCCGAAAAAGACUCUUUUAAUUUACAGACUGAACAUUGUGUGGCUAGUACUUCAAAUGGUAAUGCAAGUAUGACUACUGAAUUAGAUAAUGAUAUAAGUAAAAAUGAAAUCAAUGAAAGCGAUAAAAUAUUUAAAGAAUUAAUUGAAAAAUGUUAUGAAAAUAACAAUUUUCCAAAAUCAAAUAUUGAAGUGAUUGAAAAUUUAUAUAAAUCUCUACCUUCUGAAUUUCUUGGUUCUAAGUAUUUUAUUAAGUUGUUAAAAGAAGCAAAUCUAGUAAUCUGGCCUGAUAGUGGUAGCUUUUUAUAUACACACAUGGAACACAUAUAUGAACAACUACAGCAAUUUAAAACUUCAAUGAAGGUUCAAGACAGUAAAACAUCUGUAAAGAAUAAAGAAAUAAAUGAAAAGACAUUAAAACAGCUCAAAAAAUUAAAAUCCGCAUUAAAGAGUAUCAGAAAAAAAAUUAAAGAUCUUGAAGAAAAAGAAAUGGAUAUAAAUAAUGAUGAUGAAUUUAAUUCUGACUCUGCAUAUAUAUUGAAGGAUAAAUAUGAAAAAAGGAUUGUUGAAAUAUAUAAACGAAUGUGCAAGCUAAGUGAUGAACCACACUUUUUAGAAGAACCUAUGCUGCGGUUUAGAUCAACCAAUGACAGUUUGGUUAAUAAAACCAUUGAGAAAUACUAUAAUCUUAACAAAACAUUUCCGGACUAUUUUGAAAUAUAUACAUUAUUAAAGUGUUUGCGAGACAAAAAAAAAUUAAAAUGGACUGACACUGAGUUAAAAAAUAUUUCACAUGAUGCGUUUCUUAAGCUCGGAAAACAAUUAAAGCUUCGAAGAUUGAAUGAAUAUUUUGGUCGUUUGGCUUAUGUAAGUACAAUAAAAGAUCCAGCUGAAGAAAAUGAAGAACUCAAAAAGAAACUCGAUGAAAGUAACAAAAAGUUACAUUCUGAUUUGAAUGCGUUGACUUUAAAGUUUAAAAAUAAACAAGAUUAUGCAGAAGAAACUGAAGGGUCUAACCUUAAUGAUACAGAGUGUGAAUACAGUUCAGAAAGUGAUUGUAUUAAUUCUCAUAAAAAAUUUGAUAAAGAGUUGAAACCUAUCAAGCCCAUAUUAGCUAAACGAAAAAGAUUAUCAUCGCCAGAAUCAGAAAUUUGUAAACCACCACAAAAGAGUCAGAAAACUAUUUAUAUGGAGUCAUUUGAUUUAGCACCAAGCGGUGUUGCUUUAGAAACAACUCAAAAUGAAGCAAAUGAAGAAACAACUGUUAUUACAAAACAGGUUCCUAGCCAAAAGACAAGUAUAGUGACUAAUAAAAGCAAUAAUAGUAUUGAUGUAGUAAAGAGUGCUAGAAAAAUUUUAGAAAAUGCUAAUGUUAUCAUUUCAAAUGGGGAAACAUGUAUUGUUGACCAAAAUGCUCCCAACAACAUAAUUGUAAAAAAUGUUGACGAGAUUACAAGUAAAAAAAACAAAAUCUAUACCAAAGAUAUUCCCGAAAAAGUAACCAAGUGUAUUAAUGGCAAUGUCAAAACCUUAGGAAAUAACAAUUUAGUCACAGAAACAUCUAUUGAUGAUACUAAUACAGACGGAGUCCUUGUGAUUGAUGAAGAUAUUAGAGUUGAGAAUAAAACUAAUAAAACAGUUACAAAAGAAUCACAAGAAAAUAAAAUUAGAGACAUAGAGGAUGAAGUAAAUGCUAAAAAUCAUAGUACCAUAACUAUAGAUAGUGAAGAUUAUGAUCCAAUUAUCUCUGAGCCUGAAGUAAUUUUGCGCGAGGGUAAAGAUUUGGGAAAAGAUGUUAUUGAGAUUGAUGAACUCGAUGAUUCAGAUGUAGAAAUAACAUCUUGUGAAACGUCCGUAGUUCCAGUUCAAAAUAAAAAAACACUAGAAACAAUUAUAAAAGCUAUGAAUUUUGAAAAGAAAUACAAUUGGAAUAAAGAAUCAAAAAGUUCUAAUCAUAUACCGCCUCGUACUUUACAUCAAAAUUCAAGUAAUUUGAAUCAGAAUUUGAACAAUAAUUUAGUCAAUCGUUGGGUUAUGAACAAUAUACGGCCUCCUAAACCAAAUAUCCCAAACAAUAUUCCCAAUCCCCGACAAAUACAUAGACAUAGACAUGUGACUUGUCAGGGAGUGCAGUCAACUUCUUAUCAAAAGAGUGUACAAACUGCUAGACAGGUUACUCAACGUAUUUCAAAUACAGUUCAACAACAAAGAAAUUUCAACAAUCAAUCAGUAUUACAAGAACAAGUAACAACCAUGACUACAACAACUACAGUACGACAAAUAGUCCAGAAAAAUCAAGUCCACCAUCCUGGUAGUUCUUUAACUAAUAGUGGUAAAAAACCUGAACUUAUUGAACUGGAUUAGUAUUUGGUAUUGUAAAUACAAUCUUAUAUAAUUUUUCAUCGUAAUAUUUUAUUUAUUUUAUUUUUAUCUGUUAGAUAUCAUGGCAUGUAUUAUUGUACUAUCAAAGUUUUUAAGAUUUUGUCUGAACUUAAUAUAAUAUUUUGUCUUCUAUAAAAUAUAAAAUAUUGAAUUAAAUAAAGAGAUAAUAUUUGUUUUUAAUUAACACCAGCAAUUUCUUUGUAAUAAUUGUUAG